This is a messenger RNA of Cucurbita pepo subsp. pepo (vegetable marrow), 1130 nucleotides long. RefSeq names its product auxin-responsive protein IAA12. Gene Ontology annotation, biological process: regulation of DNA-templated transcription. The record is from RefSeq and is a predicted model, not a curated record. Lineage: Eukaryota; Viridiplantae; Streptophyta; Magnoliopsida; Cucurbitales; Cucurbitaceae. Gene Ontology annotation, cellular component: nucleus.
CCUUUCCUAAUCUCUCCCAAACAAAUCCUCCUCACCAUUCACACGACAUUGCUUUUUAUUUGCUCGUUAUUGUUAGUUGUUGUUGUUGACGUUGAUUUUUUCAUUUCCUUUCACUUCAAGACUUCGUUUCUGAUCAACCCACUCCCUCCAUAAAUCCCCCUUACCUCUGCUUCAAUUUCUUCGUCUUCCUCUCUCAUUACGGUUUAAUCUAGUAAUUUUCUGUGCUUUUUCAACGAGAAGCUGCUGUAAUUUCUGAAGAAUCUAUGUCGACUGUUUCCAGAGAUGAAAGCGUGGUGUUGUCUUCGGAGGACGAGUCUCCGGAUGAAUCUGAGAUCGAAUUGGGGCUAGGGCUCAGCCUCGGCGUUCGUGAUUCGGCACACAAGAUUCAGAAAGUUGCGAUGCUUCAAUUUGGGAAAAUUUUAACGGCUGAGGAUUUUCCUGCGUCGAUCUCCUCUCACUCGUCUAUAUCUUCGUCGAGCUCAUCUGUUUGUUCCUCGUCGUGGCCUCGUGGAUUCAGUGUCACUAAUCGCUCGAAGAUAAAUUCUGAUUCUGCAGCAACUACUAAUGGCGGGAGAAGUAACCAGGUCGUGGGGUGGCCACCGAUCAGAGCUUCUAGGAUCAGUACCUUGGCUAACCAGGCAAAACCUCAUUCUGUAGAAGGAUUCAAGGCAGAAGCUGGCAAGAAUAAAAACAAGCAUACGGAGUCAGGGACACCUAAUGGUGUUGGUGAUAAACACAAAGCAAAUGAAAAGAGUAGGAAUUCCAGAAAUUCUUUGUACGUGAAGGUUAAUAUGGAUGGAGUUCUUAUUGGAAGAAAGGUUAACCUCAGUGCUUACAGUAGCUACGAAACCUUGGCCCAAAAAGUAGAGAACAUGUUCCUUGAUCCCACUGCACUAGCUAAUUCAACUGGAUCAAGCAUAAAGGAAAAUGACAUGGUGAGACCCUCCAGACUACUAAAUGGACUAUCCGAGUACAUGCUUACUUACGAAGAUCGGGACGGAGAUUGGAUGCUAGUUGGCGAUGUUCCAUGGGGAAUGUUUACCAACUCCGUGAAGAGGCUUAGGAUAAUGAGAGCAGCUGAGGCUAAUCAAAUUGACAAGUGAUCUGCCAGCAGGAUUGGAAACUCACCA